This is a messenger RNA of Actinia tenebrosa (Australian red waratah sea anemone), 806 nucleotides long. RefSeq lists its product as uncharacterized. Lineage: Eukaryota; Metazoa; Cnidaria; Anthozoa; Actiniaria; Actiniidae. The record is from RefSeq and is a predicted model, not a curated record.
AGUACAAACAUCUCGGCUGCUACACGGAUAAAGCCGCAAGAGCCAUCCCAAAACACUUGUGGACUUACAUUUUCACAUCUCCUGGUGGAGUAAUCAAGAAAUGUGCCGAUCUGGCUGAAUUUAAUGGUUACAAAGUGUUCGGUGUUCAGUAUGGCAAACAGUGCUUUAGCGGACCAUCUGCUGAAAAGACUUACGACCAAUACGGAUCGAGUUCACAGUGCUCUAAUGGCGUUGGGGGAUCCUGGGCAAACGAUGUUUAUGCAUUCCCAGAGGAAUACCACAACGGCUGCUACAAGGACGAAAAAGAAGGCCGAGCAUUUCCCAAGUACCUUGGAAAAUUCCCUGCUGAACGAGCGGUCAGUAAGUGCGCAGCUUUGGCUGAGAAAGAAGGAUUUCCUGUUUAUGCUGUACAGUUCGGAGGAGAAUGCUGGACCGGACCCGAGUCUGAACAAGAUUUUGACAAAUAUGGAAAAUCUGACGGUUGUGAGAAUGGCGUUGGUGGAACACUGGCAAACGAUGUUUAUUCGCUUAAACCCUAUCGCCAUGUUGGUUGUUAUUCAGACCAUCUCUUUACCCGAGCCAUUAGCUGGUUGAUCGGCACCUUUCCCUCAGCGACUGCUGUAAACAACUGUGCUUAUACUGCCAAGAAAAAAGGAUACAAGGGAUUUGGCGUCCAGUUUGGAGGCCAGUGCUUUGGCAGCACCGGCGCUCAUCAUGAAAGCGUGUAUGGCAAGUACGGCAAGUCUGACAAAUGCAAAGGAGGAGUUGGUGGCUGGUUCGCCAAUGAUGUUUACCUCUUUUUUUAG